Messenger RNA from Vitrella brassicaformis, 2179 nucleotides. Lineage: Eukaryota; Vitrellaceae. The record is from the annotation of a GenBank genome assembly.
GAGAGCUGCAGCGGUGCCUGGUGUAGAUCCAGGUGUUUCGGCGUCGAAGAAUGGUGGAGCGGUUCCCUUGGAGUGACAAGGGCCUGCUGCCCGUCCUCCUCGCAGCCAUCCUAUCAUCCGUCAGCAGUCUGACGUGGUCUGUCAAUGGAGUGUCGUCCCCAUCCUUGAGUGCGCCAUCGCCCAUGGCCUUUCUGAGCGGCGCUUCCCCUGCUGCUGGCGGCCGGCCAUUUCGGAGGCGAAGGGUGAGCCUCACACGCAACGCAACGCAACGCAAGGAGGCCACUGAUGUGUGUGUGUUUGUUUGUUUGUUUGUUUCCGUGUGUGUGUUGUGCCAGCGUGUGAUUGUGAUGGCGAGGGACAGCCGCAGCGCCCAGAGCAGGAUGAUCAGGCGGCGCAAGAAGGGCAUCAGACGGCUGGAUGAGCAGCCCCCGGCGGACACCGCACAGCCAGAAAGGAACCAAGGUAUCCAGCAACAGUCUCCCCCAGAAGCAGCAUCGCCACCGACAGCUCCCCCACCCCGUGCACCGCCCGCCGCUGCUCCUCCCUCCCCCUCACCCUCUCCCCGUCUGCCGACCACCCUCACCCCAGAGGAGCAGGAACUCAUGGCCGACACAUCCACCACACAGACAGCCGAUGGCUCCCAGAAGCUCAAGAUCUCCAGCACCCUCAAGAAGUACGGCCAGCAGCCGACUCCCGACGUGGCGGGCGCCUCGUUCGACGAGAUUUUUGCGCCGAUAUCUGCCAAGGGUCUUGGGCGUGAGAGUUUGUUCACCACUGACGACACGCAGAUCCCUGAGCUGGAGGAGGUCUUUGAGGAGGCCGCCAGGCGGAAGCUGCAGCAGGAGAAGCGCGCCGAUAUCAACGCUGCAAAGGCGGUGGGUGCACUUGUUUCUCUCUGUGUGUGUGUGUGUGUCAUGGGUGUCAUGAUGAUGUGGUGUGUCAGAGGGAGAAGAUUCGCCGUUCUGACACUGAGCGCAUCCGCGAGGAGCUGUUGUACGACCCCUUCGCCGACACGCAGUUCGAGCGGUUCGUGGAGGACCGCAAACCGGUCGACGCUGUCGGCGCCGUAUUCGGCGAGGGCCUGGCGCCCGCACAGCCAUUCCUGGGCUUCAUCCCCACGUCAUUCUUGCAGACAGGUCGGUAAUGGUGGGGUGGGGGGGUGUUCAGGUGUCUGUGCGUCUGUGUGUGUGGAUGGAUGGAUGGAUGUGUGUGUGUGCAGGUCAUUUGGUGCUGCUCUUUGUUGUCGCGUUGUGUGGAUUGGUGGAGGACCCCGGCAACCCCCUGACCAAUCUGCCGCUGCCCAUCAGGAACUUCUUCGUCACUGUGAGUGACGACACUGUCGCCACACAUGACACACACACACACACACACACACAUCCGCCCUCCAGCCAUCGACAUGUCUUACCAUGUGUGUCUUUCAGGGUUUGGGUCUUGUGUUUGCGGUGAAUGUGGUGCUGUCGGCGCUGUCAAUCUCCCCCGCCAUAGCGCGGAAGCAGCCGUGGUACUUCUGGGCCUUCAAGACACUCCUGCUUGGCGGACUGGCGUACGAUGAACUCAUGCAGGUCGGCAGACAGACCAGGCACAUGACAUCGAUGAGACGGACGGCACUUACACGCCAUCCAUUUGUGUGUGGGCGUGGGUGUGUGUGGUGUCAGAUCCCGCCCUUUGACGAAGACCCAUCGAAGCGGCCUCCCCCGCAGCCAUCUAACCGCUUCACGGAGGCAUCCAGGGCCAGAGCGGCCGACAGGGGCGACGUACAGGCCGUUGCAAUGGCGCCACCGCCCACAUCUGCCGGCCCCCCUGCUGGUGCUGGUGCUGGUGCAGGGAGGGCGGGUGUGGGCAGGGGCAGCGGGAAGGCCACCACUACGAUCCGCAGGAGGCGGAGGAAGGUGCCCUCGAAUAAGGGGACAUAGCCUAGCCAUGGGCAUGGGCGGCGUGGAACUAAGGGAAUUUUGCGACCGAGUUUGAUUGAUAUGUUGGGCGGCUCACUCACUCAGUGGCUGGCAAGUGUGGCUGUGAGUGCUGGAUGGAGUAGGGGUGUUUCUCGGACGUGAGGAGGAAGGACCAUGACUGAGAGUGGUGUGUGUGGGGGGGGUUGUGUGGCUGAAUCAAGUCACAAGAUGUGUGGAUGGAUCCGUUGGCAACAGGUGCACUGACGCUCAUAGACACACACAUAAAU